Messenger RNA from Penicillium concentricum, 1221 nucleotides. RefSeq lists its product as uncharacterized. The transcript is spliced from 2 exons. The record is from RefSeq and is a predicted model, not a curated record. Gene Ontology annotation, molecular function: ATP binding; protein kinase activity. Gene Ontology annotation, biological process: protein phosphorylation. The coding region runs from base 1 to 1221 and encodes 406 amino acids. NCBI's taxonomy places the organism in Eukaryota, Fungi, Ascomycota, Eurotiomycetes, Eurotiales, Aspergillaceae.
AUGGACCCAGUUUCCGUGCUCGGUCUUGUGGAGACAUGCUACACGCUCGGGGUCAAAAUUCUGGACAUAUGUUCAACAUGGAAGCACGCUGAUAGUGAAGUUGAGAAGCGUGUAAUCAUUAUCGAGAGCUGCUGGGAUCGCACUAAGCGCCAGGUUGAUUUCGUCAUGCGCAUCACAUCUAUCAUGGAUGAGGACCAUUGUCGCAUGAUGGACGAGCUCCUAAAUCAGCUCGUGCUCAGUCUUUCACUUGCCAUGAGCAGCCUUGAGACGGUGAUUGAGAAGCGCUCGUCGGCCCGUUCGGGCGUUUUCAGACUUGGCUUUAGGGCUAAGAAGGCUGCUUGGGUGUGGAAGAAGGAGGCCCUCGACGGCAUCAUAUCUGAGCUCGAGGAAUGGCAGCGCCGGUUUGACCCUUCAUGGUUUCUCCUUAUGAAAAUUGCAAAUCCGGUCCUCGAUAGAGAAUUGGCGUUGGCAAAGACUACAGAGGCAAAGGCACACGGACUUGCCACUGCCGCUAAGACUCCGCUGGCUCUCGCUACUGGACUACGGAACGUGCUGUCUCCCAGCACUGAACAAACCAGGUCGAUCGUUCUUAAGGAACUGCAGAUGGAAUGGCUAGAUAUACCAUUCUCGGUUGCAAGGAUGGGACGCGGCCGACAGGGGAAUGAUAAGAAGUGGUAUAUUGUCGACACCAUUGAGCUGGGGCAGGCUGCUCGGGUACGCGAUGUCAUGCAGGACGUGCGCGUUCUUGCGACAAAGCUCUCACAGGCUGACCCCCUGGCCUUUGGUUUGCUUAACUGCAAGGGAAUUGUACCAGUUCUACAACAACCUGUCUCUCCUACACCACCUACGCAGUUGACACUUGACCCCUCUACUUCUUCCUCUUCCCUCUCUCGUGCACAUUCCCCAUCUCCAGGCCAAGUGCGUUAUUCCCACAUCCAGCUCAUUUUCCGAGUUCCACGCAGGACAGAGAAACUACAAUCCCUAAGACAGUUGCUGCUUCAUGCAGAUGAACAUAUAUCACUAUCACGGAAAGUCUACAUGGCGCGCGAGCUUGCAAAAGCCGUCAAUUAUGUGCAUACCUUUGCAUUUGUUCACAAGAAUGUGCGGCCAGAGUCAGUACUAUGCUUCGAAGAUCCACAGGCUGCUAGUAGCCACGCCUUCCUGGUUGGCUUUGGUGCUUUCCGUGGCGCAGACGCCGGCACGAUGAUGGGGGAGAUAUGA